Messenger RNA from Puccinia graminis f. sp. tritici CRL 75-36-700-3, 1680 nucleotides. RefSeq lists its product as uncharacterized. The record is from RefSeq and is a predicted model, not a curated record. Lineage: Eukaryota; Fungi; Basidiomycota; Pucciniomycetes; Pucciniales; Pucciniaceae. Gene Ontology annotation, cellular component: endoplasmic reticulum membrane. Gene Ontology annotation, biological process: dolichol-linked oligosaccharide biosynthetic process; glycolipid translocation. Bases 1 to 1680 code for a protein of 559 amino acids. The transcript has 4 exons.
AUGACCACCGAGCUGUUGACCACCGGACUAUCGCUGAUCGGACUCCAACUGAUAUCCAGGCUACUCACCUUCAUCCUCAACCAGACGCUCGUCCGUGUCGCAUCGCCCGAAGCACUCGGCACCGCCUCCAUCCAGUUCGACGUUCUCAUCAACACCGUCCUUUUCUUCAGUCGGGAGGGCGUUCGCGGUGGACUAUCGAGGACUCAGGAUGAGUUCAAUCGGCUAUCAAACUCCGAAUUAUCAUCCUCCAACCAAAAACAUCCUCCUCAAGGAAGCCCCUCAUCGAUAAUCACGCGUCGGCAAGAGAUAGUCAAUGCAAGCUUCCUGCCGAUACCGAUCGGGAUCUUAUUCUCAUUCGUCCUAUUUCUCAUCUAUUGGCUCACCGUCGAUCAGAGCACAGCAAACCAAGCCCACUUCCAAACCGCCCUGAUAUUCUAUCUAGUGGCGGUGCUAUGCGAGCUGCUCUCAGAGCCGGCGUAUAUCCAUCUGAUCCUUGCCGGUCAGACCGGCCGGAGGGUCAAGGUGGAAGGCACGGCGGUCUCCGUCAAGACCCUUGCCACCCUCUUCGUAGUCAUGCUUGGAUAUCAUCUCGGGUACGAUUGGGGACUGUUAGGCUUCGCCACUGGCCAAUUGGCUUACAGCUUCUCUUUGACCUUCGGGCUCUGGAGCCCCCACUUUCGCGCCCGAUCAGCACAACUUGACCCUCCCAACCAGGCCCUGUAUCCCCGCCAAACUGCUGAAUCCCAGCUUGUAUCAUCGAAGGCUGGGGCUUUAGACUCUUGGAUCGCUCAGUCUGACUUAAACCUCUGUUACGCGCUUACCCGUCAAUCGAUCAUCAAACAGUUCCUUACCGAAGGUGACAAGAUGAUCAUUUCGAAAAUUUGUCCUAUCGCUCAUCAAGGGGGUUACGCACUCGCAAUGAAUUAUGGUUCAUUAGUCGCACGGAUACUCUUUCAACCUAUUGAAGAAACGUCUCGAUUAUAUUUUUCAAGGAAUCUCUCGGCAUCCCGUUUGGCAGAAAAGGGAUCAGAUUCAAGCUCAAAAAAUGCGGUGAUGACAACAGGCUUACGAGGCUCAAUUGAUCUACUGACCAAUCUAAUCCAGUGUCAUCUCUAUCUGGGUCUGGUCUUUGUGACUUUUGGACCACCAUACGUGCGGCUAGGCUUGUGGAUACUUCUAGGGCCACGAUCAGCAUAUUUGCGGGAUGGCCCCAGCUCGACGAUCAUCCAGGUGCUCCGGGCGUACUGUAGUCUGCUCCCACUUCUGGGCAUGAAUGGGAUCCUUGAGGGAUUUGUGCAGUCAGCAGCAGACGAGAAGGAGCUGGAUCAGAUGAGCAAGUUGAUGGCCCUCUGGUGUGCCAUCUUUGUCGCUGCCGUCGCGCUCUUCAGCUCUUCGUGGGCAUCCGGAACACUCCUCAUUACUGCCGAAGUCGCCAUCGUCAUCGCCACCGGUGUCAACAUGAUCUGCAGGAUCCUCUAUGGAUGGAAAUUCUCCGGGCGAUAUGUCCACCGCAGAGCCGCUGAUCGAGCACUUUCCCUAUCUAAAGCUGCGCCCUCCGCUAUGACUAUCCUCGCAUUCAUAUUUGCUGCCAUCUUUACUAGGUGGAAGCGAAUUCGGGCUAUUCGGGCGCGUUGGCCAAAGAAAAACCAACCGAAGCAUUUCUAUCUAAAGCCGUAUUGA